Sclerotinia borealis F-4128 is the source of this 1755-nucleotide messenger RNA. NCBI's taxonomy places the organism in Eukaryota, Fungi, Ascomycota, Leotiomycetes, Helotiales, Sclerotiniaceae. The record is from the annotation of a GenBank genome assembly.
AUGUUGGGUAACGGAGCGCCACAACCGCCGCAGCCGCCGCACAUGCGAAAUAGUAGCAGCUCCAACAAUCAAUAUCCUCGUCAUAUGAGUACCGGCAGCUUGAAUAUCCCAAAUGGUCAAUCAGGUCCUACCAAUGGUGGUUCUGCUAUAGGAGAUGGUGUUGCGAGAAGUCCUCCUACUAGACAAAAUACCGGUCAUGUUCCGUGCAAAUUCUUUAGACAGGGUACUUGUCAAGCUGGUCAAGCUUGUCCUUUCAGUCAUGAUUUAGCUGGUACAACUGAAAAUGUCUGCAAAUACUUUUCAAAGGGUAACUGCAAGUUCGGACCGAAAUGCGCAAACAUACACGUUCUUCCCGAUGGCAGACGAAUCAAUUAUAGCAAGAACAUGCCACCAAUGACACCGGGACAUCUGAACCUUGGAGGGAGAAUCAAUCCAGAUCCUUAUCAUGGACAGAGUUCGGCUUUAACCAAUUCCUUCGUCCGAGCUCAACUUGUCCCCUCUACACCAUACAAUCAACCCUACUCACCUUUUAUAACACAAGAGGAUGUAUUUAUUCCUAUGGUUGGCAGACAACAGAGUAUUGAUAUCAACAUUCCGACAAUCGAUACGAGUUAUGCAUCACAUCCAGGAUCAAAUUAUGGCUCGCCUAGAGAUGAUACGAUGGAUCGAUUUGGCCUCGGGCUUUCGCCAACUGCAGUGAAGGGAUUAAGUGUGUUGGAUGCUCCUCUACCAGCUUCAUUUGAUAGUAAUGGUGUCUCGUGGAUUGCAAGACAUGGACCAGUAGCAGCUUCAGUUCCUACAAAGUUCGGUAUUGAUUCGCCCUUAUCAUCGGUUGGUGCAACAAAGCCAUCGGAUGCCUUGAGAAACUUGCAUAGCUCUGCAUUCGGAGACGAUACCAAGGAUCGAUUUUACGGGAUUGCGUCAUCUACACCAUCCGAGGAGUAUUUUGGAAAGCGCACCAUGCACUCUCAGCGCAUGGCCAAACCAAAGAAUACGUCAGCGAGUCUUCCCAAGGAGCAAGACUGGGGAGAGGCUUUUACAUUUGAAGAAGAUCUAUUACCAGAAUCUCUCAAUGAUCUUAUGACACCAGCAGAGAAAGCUAGAAGAGGGUCUCGGGCAGCUUACGAUGAAUCUAAGCCAUCCCGAGGAUUUUACGAUGAAGCAAGAUCUGCUUACAGUGGAUCAGGCACUCCCAGCAAUGAUACUCCGCUUAAAUUCGGUUCUCCAUUAAACGCAAGCCCUUCUAGAUGGGGUCCUUACUUCCAACAGAAACACAAGGAAGACGACGAAAAGAUUUCUCGAGCAUCAGCAUACGGACAUGUUGGUUCCCCACUCCGCAACUCACUUCUUCAUGAAGGAGCUAGUCCUAGCUCAAGACCGAAUGCUCGACCUAUUACAUCCGGUGAUGCAUCUCCAUAUCUUGCAUCUCCACCCCGUCAAACAUCCAUGUCUAUCAUUUCACAACAGCUUCAGAGAACUCGUCUCUCCAGAGCUGAAUCCAAUGGUAGCGAACCUAGCCUUCUCUCAUCAUCUGCAGCCCGCACCAUAACUACUCCAAUUGGUUCUGGUCGAUCGGCUUUCGCAGCUGAUAAACAACCUAGCUCAAGCAGUGUUGGUAAUAGUGGCAGAUUUACAACACCUAUUGAUGAAGAACAAGGUGACUUCGUUUUCAACAUGGAGGGUAUGGAUGAUGACGAGAGAAUUCGAUCCAGUGGUCCUUGGAACAUUGUUGGAAGUAAAAAAGCUCAAGCUUAA